Microplitis demolitor is the source of this 7404-nucleotide messenger RNA. RefSeq names its product ephrin type-A receptor 4-A (gene Eph). The transcript is spliced from 16 exons. NCBI's taxonomy places the organism in Eukaryota, Metazoa, Arthropoda, Insecta, Hymenoptera, Braconidae. Gene Ontology annotation, biological process: protein phosphorylation; cell surface receptor protein tyrosine kinase signaling pathway; axon guidance. Gene Ontology annotation, cellular component: neuron projection; plasma membrane. The coding region runs from base 1364 to 4483 and encodes 1039 amino acids. Gene Ontology annotation, molecular function: transmembrane-ephrin receptor activity; protein binding; ATP binding. The record is from RefSeq and is a predicted model, not a curated record.
GCGGACGCUACCACCUCCGUUCACUCGACAACGCAUACGCGUUGUUUCAAAUAUUUUAAUAUAAAUAAUAAUUAUAAAUUUACCCUAAAAAAAAAAACAUUUAUCGUUUAUAAUUACUUUAACUUUAUUUAUAUUUACAAAUAACAGCAAAAGAACGUGAGUGUCUAAGUGACUUUUUAAAAUUUAUAAUUCAAAUUUAAAGCGCCUUUUUUUGUUGUUGUUACAACUUUAUUUUAAAAACGACGCUUCUACACCGGCGUUUAAAAACUUUUAAUAUAAAUAAUAUUAAAUUGAUAUAUUGCCACUUAAAAACAUAUAUAUUUUAAAAAUAUACUGUGCUGUGUUUAAAUAUAUUAUCGUGAUUUAAUUAUUAUUAAGUGCACACGGGGUUAAAAUGGCGCUUGUACUCUUCGUCCUCCGCGCAUUUAUAUCGACCGUGACAAAUUAUUCACCGUCGGCGAAUGAAAACGAUUGGCGGAAUUUUUAAAUUAUUUUAUAAUUAUUAAUAACAAUUUUAAAAAAAUAUAUUUAUUUAAAAAUCCCGCGUUUUUUUAAAACUGAUAAAUAACAAACACGAGUUUCUAGUCCAAGUUUUUUUUCCCAGUGUUUUAGUUUAAAUUAUUUAAAUAAAUAAUAAUAAUAAAUAUUAUUUAGUGUCAGUGUUGUGUUCAAAGGAUUUCUGGCUCUAAAUUUAAAAGACGCCUGAAGCAAAAGAGAUUCUCGAGGAGGGUGGAGUAUAAGGAAACAAAAAGCCGAAGGAACCGCCUGAAAAAGCGUUCAAGUAAUGCCACUACGGUAACUCUCUCAUAUCUGAGAAGGCAACAGCAUCAACAUCACCAGCAUCACCAGUAACAGCAACAGCAGCAGCAGCAGCAAAGGUGUGUGUAGUAACAACUCUGUAAGAGAUGCGACGGAUCUCGCUUCGUCAUUAACGGCCGAGCCUAAAAACCAACCGAGACACACUCACACACACAACUUUUAAAAGUAAAGCGAGUAAAACUUGAACAUCUCACCCGCAGUCUUUGUCGUCUGCGUGCGUCGGCGGUAGAUGUUCCUACGUCCUGCGGUGAAGCCGUACAUACGGCUAGACGUGCGGAGUACAACAGGAAAAACAACGCAACUAUUGCUGUUGCUAUUAUUGUUAUUGUGUGGUAGUAAUAGUUGUUAUUAUCAUUAUUAUUAUUAUUAUUGUUAUUUCGUGGUUAUUGUUACUGUUGAGUUAGUGAAAAAUAAAUAAGCAACCAGCAAAAGCAAUAUUGUUGUAUACGAGGCCUAAAGACAGACCACCGGUCUACUUGAGGCAAUGAGGAGGAGAGAGUGACGCCAAUUGAUCGCGAGAGUGGACGGCCAUUGAUAAGGAGGAAUGCUUGCCCCAUGCAACAUGGCGGCUCGUCUCAUUUGCGGCACCUGUCUUGUCGCCUUCUUCAUUCUUCUCUGCCUCGGAAUUACCACCGCAGAACAAGUUGUCCUGUUGGAUACCACGACUGAAGAGAUACUAGACUGGACAAAAUUUCCUUACGGACCGCAAGCAACGACCCCCGGUUGGGUGGAGGAAUCCUUUACCAACUUCGACAAGGGUAUAAACUGGCGAAGUUAUGUUGUUUGCGAUGUCGCUUACAACAACGUCAACAACUGGCUGUGGACACCCUUCAUAGAACGUGGUCCGGCCAAUCGUAUGUACAUUGAGAUCAAGUUUACUACAAGAGACUGUUCCUUGUUCCCGGGUAAUGCACUUAGCUGCAAGGAAACAUUCUCCUUACUUUACUAUGAGUUUGAUGCGGCUACCAAAGAACCACCACCAUGGGAACCCGAAAGUUACAAGCUGAUAGGUCGAAUUGCUGCGGGCGAGGGCAGAUUCAACACAAACACCGAAGUUAUUAUAAACACCGAAGUUAAAUCAAUACCAGUAACUAAGAAAGGAGUUUACUUUGCAUUUCGUGAUCAAGGCGCUUGUAUAUCAAUUCUUGCGAUAAAAGUAUACUACAUAAGUUGUCCAGAGGUAUCUGUUAACUUUGCCCACUUUCCGGCAACACCAACUGGCCGUGAAGUUGCUCUUAUCGAACAAACUAUUGGCACGUGUGUUGCUAAUGCCGUCGAAAUAGAACAACCAACUUUCCUAUGCAAGGGAGACGGAAAGUGGUACUUGCCAUCUGGAGGAUGCCACUGCAAACCCGGCUAUCAAGCUGAUGUUGAGAAGCAACAGUGCACUGAGUGUCCUAUUGGCAAGUUCAAGCACGAGGCUGGAUCUCAUACGUGUGAGAAAUGUCCUGUACAUAGCACAGCUCCAGACUAUGGAUUCGUCGAGUGCCGUUGUGACGUUGGCUAUUUCAGAGCGCCCAGGGAUCCCAGAAAAAUGCCAUGCACUCAGCCACCGUCAGCGCCGCAGAAUCUAACAGUUAAUUUUGUGGAUCAGUCUACUGUAAUUUUAUCGUGGAAUGCACCUUAUCAACAAGGAGGAAGACUUGAUACCACUUACAGGGUUGUUUGUGAUGCCUGUAGCACCGGUGUCAAGUAUAUUCCCAAUACCGAAAUAUUCAACGACACAAAGAUCACCAUCACCGGAUUAAACGCAGUUACGACUUAUCGUUUUCAAGUGUUUGCCGAGAACGGUGUAUCACCAAUGGCAGGUCGUUCUGAGUAUGUAGAUAUAACCGUGACAACCGAAGCAAGUGUACCGAGUCUCGUCAGCAAUGUUAGGAUUACUAACGUCAAGAGUUCCGAGCUCAGCAUCAGUUGGGAUGCUCCCAUUACUGAAUUAGGCGAGAGCGAUAUCGUCGAACGUUACGAAGUUAAAGUUUACCCGCGUUUUGACGACGCAAUAAAUGCAACGAUCGUCCAAACUCACGAUUUGUCAGCAACCUUCAAAGGUUUACGCCCGGCAACGGAUUAUGCGAUCCAGGUGCGAGCUAAAACAACACGUGGAUGGGGUGAAUAUACACCGGUGAUCUACAAAAAGACGAACCAUGCAAUGGGACUAGACUACGUCGGGGACGAGGACAACAUGCAGGUGCGCAUAAUCGCUGGUGCGAUCGUCGCAGUGGUGGUCUUACUUGUGAUAAUAAUUAUCAUGACUGUCCUGUUUCUCAGAAGCAGAGCCUCCGAUGAAUGCAACAAGAAACAGCCCAGUGAUUGCGACACUUUGGAAUACAGAAACGGCGAAGGACUAGUUGUGACCUACAUGCACUGCAAAAUGGACAGUUCACCGAUUGUGACAACUCAUACCAAUAACAAGAGCAAGUCCUCGCUGACUACGCCACUAUUCACGCCUGCAGUGGGUGUUACCGCGGGACCUGGUAACGCUAGUGGUACUAGUGCACGAAGCUACGUCGAUCCACAUACAUAUGAAGAUCCUAAUCAAGCGGUGCGGGAAUUUGCACGUGAAAUAGAUGCCGGUUACAUAACGAUCGAAGCAAUAAUUGGCGGCGGAGAAUUUGGUGAUGUAUGUCGCGGAAAAUUAAAAUUACCACCCGAUGGACGGGCGGAGAUUGAUGUGGCGAUAAAAACUUUGAAACCCGGCUCAGCGGACAAAGCCCGUAAUGAUUUUCUAACGGAAGCUUCAAUAAUGGGGCAAUUUGAGCACCCAAAUGUGAUAUUCUUGCAAGGUGUAGUGACUAAAAGUAACCCAGUGAUGAUUAUCACUGAAUUUAUGGAAAAUGGUAGUCUAGACACUUUCCUACGUGCCAAUGACGGCAAGUUCCAAGUUCUGCAGCUGGUCGGUAUGCUACGUGGUAUAUCAAGCGGUAUGCAGUAUCUGGCGGAAAUGAAUUACGUUCACCGUGAUUUGGCAGCACGUAAUGUACUUGUAAAUGCCGCAUUGGUUUGUAAAAUUGCCGACUUCGGUCUCAGUCGUGAGAUCGAAAGCGCCACUGAAGGAGCCUACACCACACGGGGAGGAAAGAUACCAGUACGAUGGACAGCACCAGAAGCGAUAGCAUUCAGAAAAUUCACAAGUGCAUCGGAUGUCUGGAGUAUGGGCAUCGUGUGCUGGGAAGUUAUGUCGUACGGCGAGCGACCAUACUGGAACUGGUCCAAUCAAGAUGUAAUAAAAUCCAUCGAGAAAGGAUACAGAUUACCAGCACCUAUGGAUUGUCCUGAGGCUAUUUAUCAGCUGAUGCUUGACUGCUGGCAAAAGGAACGUACACACCGGCCUACCUUUGCCAAUCUAACGCAGACGCUCGAUAAACUCAUCAGGAGUCCGGAUACGCUUCGAAAAAUCGCUCAGAACAGUGUGAGGCCGCCAGCACACAAUCCUUAUUACGUGACAAGCCAAUCAAUGAACUCUGGUUUAGUCCAAGGUCCAGGACAAUUCGUUGAUGUAUCUGGGGGUCAUCAGGCCCAAUCAUCAGCAACGAUUGCCGUUCCAGUAAUGCCAGCGGGAGCCGGACGUAGUCUACACUAUCACACACAUGCAGCAACACAUGCAUUACCACAUCAGUCACCAUUAACUUAUCCCAAUUGGGUUCCCUUUUCCCAUUUUGGCUGAUAAACGUUUUAUUUUAAAUCUAUUAUUACUAUUUAAUAUUAAUCAGUCAUUAAAUGUCACCACACAAAUUGCCAUUUAUUUUAAAAUAAUUAAGUAAAGUAAAUAGAUCAAGGAUACCGACAAUUAAACAAACAAAUAUACGACACAUGCAACACUAAGUAAAAUGAAAUAAAAAAAAAAAAUAAUUAAUUUUACUGCCAUGCUCAAACCGCCACAACCGACCACCAGCAAUCGAUAUUUGACAAUUGAUUGCUAAUAAAUAAUGAUAAUUUUUAUUUUUUAAAACCACUUUUGUACAUCAAGAUUUCCUACAGUAAUCGGACGCGCUCGCGACGAUAUAAUUUUUUAUAAGCAAUAGAUUAUUAAUUGAUGAUUAAUAAUUAUUAUUAUUACGAUUAUUAAUAUCAAUAUUAUUAUUAUUGAAAAAUUAUAAAUUAUAAUUAAAAAAAAAAAUAUAUUUAUUGGUAGUCAGUAGAAAUAUGUCAGAGGUAGGAAGUUUAUAUUGAAAACGUUUUAUUGUUAGGAAAGUUUGUAGAAGCAAUUAAAUCAACGAAUAUAAGUAUGUGUUUUAGUAAUAAAUAAUUAAAUAAAUUAAUGAAUUUAAAAUUUUAAAUACAAGGUAGAUCAAAAGAUAAUUAGAUAUUGAAGACGUUUUAUUGUUUUAUUUUUUGUUGUCAUUUUUAUAAAUUUAUUUCAUAUAUUUAUCGUAAAAAAAUGUGAUUACUGUUUUAGCAAAUUUUAAAAAUCGGUAAAAAAAUUAUCAGAAAUUUUUAUAUACGAAUUUGAUCAGAUAUAAUCAUAUAUCAUCACUGAUCAGGCCUGAUACUAUCAGAUCAUAUAUGAAUUUAUAACGAAUAUUCAUAUAUGAUCAGAUAUGAGUUGAUGUAUGACAUGAUUAUAUUUGAUUAGGCCUAAUACUAUACGGUCGGAUAUGAACUCAUAAAAAUAGUCAUAUAUGAUCAGAUAUCAGAUAUAAUAAUAUAUGAUCAGGCCUGAGACUAUACGAUCAUAUAUGAACCCGUAAAAAAUAUUAAUAUAGGAUCAGAUAUCAGUUUAUAUGUGACAUGACUAUAUCUGAUGAGGUUUAGAAUUUUAUAUGAUCAUAUAUGACCGGUAAAAAAAAUCAUAUAUGAUCAAAUAUGAAUUUCUAUACAAUUACGUAUAAAUUUAAACUUGAUCAGAUAAAAUCACAUACGACAAUAUCUGAUAUUGUAUAUGAUCAUUUACGAAGAAAAAAAGGUACGGGAGCUAUAAAUUAAAUUCCUCGCAUCUUAUUCGUUCAUAAAAAAAAUACGAUAGCCGCAAAAUUAAAAAAAAAUUUAUAACUGCGGUAGUAAAAAAAAAUUAAAGUGCGAUAAUUUUAUUAAGGAUUUAAAAAGCUUAAAUUUAUGAUAAUUAUAUGAAUUUAUAAUAAUUACAAAGCUCGGGAUAUAAAUUGUAACAUAAUUGGUAAAGUAAAUAUCAUAUAUAUAUAAAUAUAUAAAUAUAUUAAAAAUGUAUAGUAUACAAUAAUAAUCUAUAAAACGUCUUCAAGUAAAAUAUAUAUAUAAAAAAAUAAAAAGAUAAAUAUUUAUUGAAUUCUUAAGUAAAAAAAAAGACUUGUCUCUUAAAAAGUAUACGCCAGAGCGUUUUAUCAUAUAUAUUAUAGUAUAUAUUACAUUAUAUUAUAUUAAAUUAUAUUAUAUUAUAUUAUAUUAGUGAUAGUAUUUUUCUACAUGAGAUAUUAAACACGGGUAUAAAGACAAAAGCAAUUACGCAUUCAUUAUACCCGGGCAGAGUUUAAAUUAAACAGCAUCAUGGGAACAUCAAAAUUAAACCGUAAUGCGCUUAACUCAUUUAUUUAAAUACAUUGUUAUAAUUUAUUAUCAUUAUUAUUAUUAGUUUACUAUUUUUUUAUUUGAAUUUUUAUUUUCAUCGCAAUUACUCUACACAACACUCGGACACGCACAGUCUCUCCCUCAACUCACGUAAAGAAUAAUAAUAAAAUAUAUAUUAUUUCUCAAAGAAAUAACUUUCUAAUGAGUUUUUAUUACUUGGCUUUAAAAAAAAUUAGAAAAAAAAAAAAACAAAGAGCGUGAAUAAAUAAAUAAAUGUGACAGAUAAAAAUAAAAAAUGAGACGAGUAAUGAAAGGGAAAAAUAAUAAUUAUAAUAAUAAAAUGACGGAUAGUUAAACAAAAAUAAUAAUAAAGUGUUUAAUUGCACUAACAAAUGUACUAACAAUUGUCAGAAUCAGAGAAAGGGGUGCACCACCCCCACCUCCACCCGCCACAUCAGCUACCACCGUGCAUUUCAGACAAAGGUAAAAAUAACAAGAGACCUGGAGUUGCAAAAAAUAAAAAUGAAUUUUUAAAAAUAAUGAAUGAAUGAAUGAAAAAAAUAAUAAUAAUAAUUAUAAUAAAAAUUAUUAUUAUUAUUAAAUAUACCCAAGUCUGGACAAGAAUGCUGAGAAUGCCGAGAUUUUUUUACGAGAAGCAAAAAACUGUUUAGUUUUUUAUCACAAAAAAUGAUCCUUAAUUUUUUGUGAAAAUAAAAUUUUAAAUAAUUUAAAUAAUGGGGUAAAAUUUCAGGUUAAAAUUUUAAUUUUAAUUUAUCAUGACAAACAUUUCGUUGCUUCUUGUAUUUUUAAAAAAAAAAAAAAAAAUAAUUGUGUUUGUACUAAAAAAAAACCUGUAGAGGAUGAAAAAUGCUUGAACCCUUGCCCCAGCCCUACGUAUUUAUUAUUUGUAAUUAAAAAAGGCACUGCUUGCUUCAUACGCACUUUCCAUUGGUUAUUAGCUUUAUGUUUUUCAAAUUAUUAUUUUAUUUAUUUAAAAAAAAAAUUAAUUAAUUUAAACACUUGGUUAAUUUACACAAAGAAAGGAUUUCUUGGCGCAAAAAAAUAUUUACUUGUCCCCAUUAUUUUUUUUUCAGUAUCAAUUAA